AUGUUCGCUCGUGCCUCUUUCAUUGCUCUUGCUCUACCCGUCUUCGUUGCUGCCACUGCGGUCCCUCGUCAGGAUGCUCCUUCCAACCAGUGCAACACCGGCACUUUGCAAUGCUGCAGCUCCGUCCAGAGUGCCACCUCUAGCCCAGUUCAAUCCCUCCUCGGUCUUUUGGGCAUCGCCCUUGGAUCUGUCACGGGGGAGGUUGGACUCACUUGCAACCCAAUUACCGUCCUUGGUGUUGCCGGAAACUCCUGCAGCGCUCAACCCGCCUGCUGCACUGACACUCAAUUCAACGGUCUCGUUAGCCUUGGAUGCACUCCAGUCAACCUGAACUUGUAA
Psilocybe cubensis is the source of this 339-nucleotide messenger RNA. RefSeq lists its product as uncharacterized. The transcript has 4 exons. Gene Ontology annotation, molecular function: structural constituent of cell wall. The record is from RefSeq and is a predicted model, not a curated record. Gene Ontology annotation, cellular component: fungal-type cell wall. Bases 1 to 339 code for a protein of 112 amino acids. Lineage: Eukaryota; Fungi; Basidiomycota; Agaricomycetes; Agaricales; Agrocybaceae.